Messenger RNA from Hypomesus transpacificus, 1039 nucleotides. RefSeq names its product leukocyte surface antigen CD53-like. Bases 155 to 853 code for a protein of 232 amino acids. The transcript has 8 exons. Gene Ontology annotation, cellular component: membrane. Lineage: Eukaryota; Metazoa; Chordata; Actinopteri; Osmeriformes; Osmeridae. The record is from RefSeq and is a predicted model, not a curated record.
CACCUUUCAGUCAUAAAGCUAGAGAAACAAGCAACAGACGUUAGCUGGAUACUGUAUCUACCACUUCAACUGAUGCAACUCUGUGGACCAGUGGAUAGUUGCAUCUAAGCAGGUUAUUUCAUACUUUGCUGACGGAUAUCCAAACCGAAAAAGAAUGAAUCGUUCCUGUGUAAACUGCUGGAAAACCAUGAUGAUUUUCUUCAACUUCCUAUGCUGGCUGUGCGGUGCGUUUGUAGUGGCGUUUGGGGAGUACCAGAUGAUGCACUCCAAGUUCAGUUCCCUGAUCACCUCAUUCUUGCCCAUCCAACCUGCCAACACACUGGUGGUCAGUGGCACCAUCGUCACCUGUGUGUGCUACCUCGGGAUCCUGGGUGCCCUGAAGGAAAAUCGUUGCAUGCUUAUAACUUUUUUCACCCUUCUGUUCAUUCUGAUGCUGGUGGAGCUGGCUAUGGCCUGUGUCUUUUUGGUGUACAGCAGAGAGAUAGAUACUUUCUUUGAGAAAGACCUGAUGAAAAGUCUGGAGAUUUACAAGCAUUCCUCCCCCGAUGAUAAUCUGGCCAUGAAAAAUGAGUUUGACGCAGUCCAGCACACUUUUAAGUGCUGUGGGGUCCAUGGAGAAGCAGACUGGGAGGGAAGCAUACCUGUGUCAUGCUGUACCAGAAACCCCUGUAACAUCCUCCCUCAACCCAACUGGCCAGAGGGCUGUCAUGCAAAGCUGAGGAACUGGUUUGCAACAGAUUUUCUAAGCACUGGUGCUGGGGUCGUCUCUCUGUUCAUUUUACAGUUCAUUUGUAUGUGUUUCAGCAUCCCUCUCUUCUGCUACUUCAUCAAAAAUGGUCUUGGUUACCAGUGAAAAGAGACAAUGGAACAAUUAAGUACCCAGAGUACUUAAUUAAAAUGUUUCUCAUGUGUCUCGACUUGGAUUGGAUACAUAAUUUAAAUUGUAUAAUAUCAACGUUCAUAGUUUUGUGUUUAUCUAAAACAUAUGUAUAAAAAAACAUUAAAAAAUAUAGGAAUACAAAAUGUGGUUCUUUCUAAA